Messenger RNA from Penicillium canariense, 1911 nucleotides. RefSeq lists its product as uncharacterized. The record is from RefSeq and is a predicted model, not a curated record. The transcript has a single exon. Gene Ontology annotation, biological process: nucleolar large rRNA transcription by RNA polymerase I; transcription initiation at RNA polymerase I promoter. Gene Ontology annotation, cellular component: RNA polymerase I upstream activating factor complex. Bases 1 to 1911 code for a protein of 636 amino acids. Gene Ontology annotation, molecular function: RNA polymerase I general transcription initiation factor activity; rDNA binding. NCBI's taxonomy places the organism in Eukaryota, Fungi, Ascomycota, Eurotiomycetes, Eurotiales, Aspergillaceae.
AUGAGCAGUUCCGAGUCUUCUGCGCCCGACGAUAAUUCCGACUCCGACCCCGAGUUUAUUGUCGAUGAACAGCCAGAUCGCGUGCAUGGGCGACGCUCUUCUUCGCGCGCAGAGGCGUUAACGAUCUCGUCAGAUGAAGAGAUCAAAUAUGGUAUCUUGUCAGAUUCGGACUCAGACGCCUCGCAUAACCAGUUUGAAACGCUUCAUGAUCGCAUCAAGCAUGUACCUCCAAACGUCCUCGACGCCUACACUUCGCUCGUGACAGAAAUCGAACAAGACAUCACAUUUUCAGCUAUCAAAGAGAGCGAUGAGAUUCAUAAUGUUCAUCAAAACGGGGCGGUGGUCUGGACUGCCUCGGAGAAAGAAAUUCUAUACAAUGUCCUCGACAGAAAGGGCAAGAAUGGCAUAAAAGAGAUUUCGACUGCAAUUGGAACCAAGUCGGAACUCGAAGUGAUGGAUCAUCUCCGGCUCCUCCACCGCGGUGUAGAGAGCCAGAAUCUUCUAGAGCGUCACGUCAGGACUAUUGUCAUGGGCGAUGUGCCCGCAGCCGCUGAGAUAAGCAAGGAGUGCUGCGCCGAGUUGGACGAAUAUGCCGGUGUCCUGAGGGCAAAGGAGGAACUUGCUGCUGCACCUGUUGCCCGAAUGCGAUAUGGCGAUAAUUGGAUUGUCACCGGCGCCCAGGCUCAACAACUGCUAGAGGCUGAGAUGGAUGUCCCCAUGCGGGGCAGCAUCCACCUUGCUGCCAACCUGUUCAAUGUCCCAACAUGGAUUGAGCUUGAGCAGCGGUUUUUUAUGAACUUUGGUGGUUCACAAGAAGCAGAUAACUGGGUGAAUAUCGUCCAGUCCAAAGACGAGUCGCCUUCCAUCAGUGGCGACGCGCUCAUGGACUUUUACGCUCUGACCGUCAGCAUCACACGUCGCCUAAUUCAAUCAGCUCAGUUUAUCGCAAUGGCUAGGCUACGUAGCAUGCGUCGAAAUGGCCGUGAAAGGUCCAAUGCGGUCCGCAGGAAAGAUGUCAAGGCCGCCAUCAAUGUGCUGAAUAUGAAACCCAAUCGAUCCGAUUUCCUGCUCAGACUUGCUCGUCGGAAUGAUCUUGUUAUCGAAGACAGACGCAAAAGAAAGGGCUGGAAAACCCGAACUUUCGAUCAUGAUGAAGCGGAGAGGAUCCUCAACGGGGAGGACGAUUACUUCCAGCGCGUCAACAACACCGCUCUCCCUAAUAGAGUGGGUGACGCUGAGGACAACGAUGACGAUGAGGAUGAAUCUGAUGGGGAAGAGUCCCGCCAACAUUCGAGGAUGACAUCUCAGCAAUCAUCUGAACUUUCGUCCCCGUUUGUAUCAUCAGACGAAGAGGUUCCCUUUGACUCGGAAGAAGAGCACGCCAACACCCUGGACCAAGACUAUAGUCGUCGUGAAGAACUCAAUCUUUGGCAGCUGCUAGAAAAGCCCGCGCCGCCUACCCUCGAAGCUACGGUGGCAGCGGAAGAAAACGACAUAAACGCUUCACGCAAACCCACUGCUGAACGAAAGCUUCCGGAGGAUAUGGCCGAGUGGCGCGACCGCAUCCUGUACCGCAGCGAGUGGGAAGAAUACGGGUAUGACGUCGGAGAGCUAGAAAAUGCUCUGGUUGGGAACCGGCGAAAAAGACGCCGCAUUGAGGAAGAAGCCCCAAUGCCGCUGUCUGCUUCAGUGGUCAACAGCGAAGAUGAUGCGGAAGCUGACGUGGCAGAUGUUGCGGCAGAUGAAGCGGAGGAAGAGUCACCGCCACAGCUUGGUGCAGAGAAAAACACGCGUGUUGAACCUCCGAAGUACGGCACAGCAGGCUGGGAUGCGUUCUUGCAGUCAUUCCUGACGCAAACAUCUCAAUACACGCAAGGAACACCAAGUACCACGACGAAUCAGCCACAAUAG